Messenger RNA from Xenia sp. Carnegie-2017, 769 nucleotides. Its product is annotated as AP-3 complex subunit mu-1-like. Lineage: Eukaryota; Metazoa; Cnidaria; Anthozoa; Malacalcyonacea; Xeniidae. Gene Ontology annotation, cellular component: cytoplasmic vesicle; clathrin adaptor complex. The record is from RefSeq and is a predicted model, not a curated record. The coding region runs from base 35 to 691 and encodes 218 amino acids. Gene Ontology annotation, biological process: endocytosis; intracellular protein transport. The transcript is spliced from 11 exons.
CAAGGUGUAUGUUUUAUUAUCUGUGGAUUUUACAAUGAUUCACAGUUUGUUUAUCAUCAACCAUUCAGGGGAUAUAUUUCUGGAAAAACAUUGGAGAAGUGUUUUGGGACGCUCUGUUUGUGAUUAUUUCUUUGAAGCUCAAGGAAAGGCUACUUCUCCAGAAGACAUUCCUCCUGUAAUUGCAACAGGAUUCAGUUAUCUCAUCAGUAUAUUUCGCCAUGAUCUCUUCUUUGUUUCUGUUGUUGAAAAUGAAGUUCCACCUUUGUUUGUGAUUGAAUUUCUUCAUCGAGUCAUUGACUUGAUCAAAGAAUAUUUCUCUGACUGUACUGAAACAAUCAUAUUUAAAGAAAAUUGUGUCAUCGUAUAUGAGUUAUUGGAAGAGAUGUUGGAUAAUGGAUUCCCUCUUGCUACAGAGUCAAAUGUUCUUAAAGAGUUGAUAAGACCUCCUAGUAUAGUUAGAAAUGUUGUUAAUAAAGUGACUGGAGACAGCAAUAUGAGCAGUCAUCUCCCAACUGGUCAAUUGUCCAAUGUUCCAUGGAGGAGAAGUGGUGUAAAAUAUGCAAAUAAUGAGAUUUAUUUUGAUGUAGCCGAAAGCAUUGAUGCCAUCAUUGAUAAACAGGGAUCCACCAUAUUUUCAGAAAUACAAAGAACUAUUGACUGCAACUGUAAAUUAUCUGGCAUGCCUGAGUAACUAUGCGACCAUUGUUUGCAAUGCUGCGUGUCAUGUUUCAAGAGGUUUAUUAACGUUUCAGAGUGGAUAAUUUCAAAA